CACUUCGUCUCCCCAACGGAGGCUUUUCUAGGGCACGCCUAAUCCCCCGAUUCCUCCUCCCCCGUCUUCUCUCACCGCCGUCGACGCGGCCGCCGGCUCGAAGAGAAGGAGAAGCAUCUCAUAUCCGCCGAAGAGAGGGUUCUCGACGACUUCCGUAGUCUCCACCUCCGUCAAAGACACGCGUUCUCCACCAGGCGACACCUCCUUCCCACCGCGAGGCGACUUUCUCCGACAUCUGCUAUCCUCCCUCUUAUACAUCGCGGCGAGGCCCGAUCCGACAGCUCAUCCGCAUCUGCCGCAUCCUAGUCGUCCUCCCCAUAUUGCCACUGUCUUCCUCUUCCACCAUCAACAUCAUGCCGCAUCACUUCGUCGACACCUUCUUCCUCUCCUUCCUGUUCCGCGAUGUGUGCUUCAAUUAAUCAUUGGCUUUAUUUGUUGCUUUGGCGAACUCAACAAAGGAUGAUACCAUUGCGUUUAUUGGCUUGACAAGCUUACUGUGACAGAUACUGAACCAGAAAGCAAUUCAACAAUUUGAGUUGGCCUGCUCAAUACUGUUAUCAAUAUGGCUGGAGAUUUUUCACUUCAUGAAAUGGCGGAUGACAGCCCCUUCAGGUCCUCCCAUGACAGGCAUGAGGAAGUUAAACUGCCGGGCGCUACUUGGUAUUUGAGCCGGAAGGAUAUUGAAGAAAACUCCCCAUCCAGACAAGAUGGCAUUGAUCUCAAGAAAGAAAAUUAUCUCCGGAAGUCUUACUGCACAUUUCUUCAGGAUUUAGGCAUGAGAUUGAAAGUACCUCAAGUAACGAUAGCUACAGCAAUUGUAUUCUGUCACCGUUUUUUUCUUCGCCAAUCUCAUGCAAGAAAUGAUAGAAGAAUCAUUGCUACUGUUUGCAUGUUUUUGGCGGGAAAGGUAGAAGAAUCACCAAGGCCAUUAAAGGAUGUCAUUCUUGUUUCUUAUGAGAUUAUCCACAAAAAGGAUCCUACUGCUGUUCAAAGAAUCAAACAAAGGGAAAUAUAUGAACAGCAAAAGGAACUGAUUUUGAUUGGGGAGCGUUUGGUACUUGCAACUCUAGGUUUUAGCCUAAAUGUGCUACAUCCAUACAAACCCCUAGUUGAAGCAAUCAAGAAGUUUAAGAUUGCUCAAAAUGCUCUUGCACAAGUUGCAUGGAAUUUUGUCAAUGAUGGGCUGCGAACAUCGCUUUGCUUGCAAUUUAAGCCCCAUCAUAUCGCAGCCGGUGCAAUCUUCCUGGCUGCCAAGUUUCUUAAAGUAAAGCUUCCCUCUGAUGGUGAGAAGGUCUGGUGGCAGGAAUUUGAUGUUACUCCGCGGCAGUUGGAAGAGAUAAGCAAUCAAAUGUUGGAACUAUAUGAACAAAACCGCCCAGCACCAGCAUCCCAAGGAAAUGAAACUGAAGGCAGUUCUGCUAGCGGCGUGAAUCACCGAGCUCCAGCAAAAGUCCCUGUCGAUAUCGAGGAGCCUACUACACAAAGCGGAUAUUCUCAGGUGUCUAGAAAUACUGCCGGGGAGAGUGCUUGCCCUGCAAACUCAUCCACUUACUCUGACCAAUUUCACUCGGACAAGCAUGUUGGAAGUUAUGAUGGUAAUGAUCACGGAAGGCAGGAUGAUCAGGGAAGGCAUGAGAUGAAAGCCGGAGUUUCUGGAAACAAAAUAACAAGGGACGGUUGGCAUCAUGAACCCACUAAUAAUCCAGAUAUUCUAGCCAGUAGGUCCAACAGAUCUGAACCAGCAGCAGAAGAAUUUGCAACUCUUUCCGCAGAUGGUAUGGCCGAAACAAGGGAGAGGAUGUUCACCCAGAGUCAAACUACCAAAGUCCAGUCACCUGCGAUGGAUGCCAUAAAGAAGAUUGACAAAGAGAAAGUGAAGGCCGCAUUGGAGAAAACAAAAAGAUCUCGGGCCGAUAUCUCCAGAAAAAUGGAUCACAUGGAUGAAGAUGACCUCAUUGAGAGAGAGUUGGAACAUGGUGUGGAAUUAGCUGUCAAGGACGAACGAAACAAGCAGAAGAGCCACAACUGGUCCAAACCUUCAUACAAGCAAGAACUCAAGAGCAUUGAUAUUACAGAGAAUGCCGAAGAAGGUGAGCUCUCUGUGGAUAGCCAAGAGGCUCAGUUACCAGAGCCGAGCAGCAAGAAGAUGAAAACAAUCAGCUCCCCAGGGAAACAAAAUCACAACAUCCCUACGUCACGCCGCCUGAGUGGCAUUGAUGAUUUACGACCAUCAGGAAGACUGGAGCAUGUUGAACGAGAUCACAAAAGGUUCACGCCGGGAAAUCAAGUAUGACAAAUUAAUGUACAACGGUGCUUUGCUUUCCUUGCAUUAUCCAUUUGAGGCUCCUCUUAUAGAUUAUUAUUCAUGGUUUGUAGCUAUAUGCGCAGAGUUCCGGAUCACAAUUUAGGUCCAAAAUGUUGGAAAACAUUUGCAAUCUUCUGUUGUUUUAAGAUAAUGGCUGUGGAAGAUGUGUGGCUUAUUGGAAAUUUAUUGUGAAGGGAAAAAUCAAAAUGGUACACCAUUAAUAGGACAAACCUAAUCAUUAUCUUAUUUUUGGCGGAGUAUUUGUUUAUGAA
Messenger RNA from Zingiber officinale, 2577 nucleotides. Its product is annotated as cyclin-T1-3-like. Gene Ontology annotation, cellular component: nucleus; cyclin/CDK positive transcription elongation factor complex. Gene Ontology annotation, biological process: regulation of transcription by RNA polymerase II; positive regulation of DNA-templated transcription, elongation. NCBI's taxonomy places the organism in Eukaryota, Viridiplantae, Streptophyta, Magnoliopsida, Zingiberales, Zingiberaceae. Bases 563 to 2293 code for a protein of 576 amino acids. The transcript is spliced from 9 exons. Gene Ontology annotation, molecular function: cyclin-dependent protein serine/threonine kinase activator activity. The record is from RefSeq and is a predicted model, not a curated record.